This is a messenger RNA of Cylicocyclus nassatus, 751 nucleotides long. NCBI's taxonomy places the organism in Eukaryota, Metazoa, Nematoda, Chromadorea, Rhabditida, Strongylidae. The record is from the annotation of a GenBank genome assembly.
AGACCAUGGAAGACAAAGAAGUGAUGGAAGUGGAGCCUAUCGAAACAACAGCAGAUACCGGGACGACAGCGGAUACGAAAGAAGUAGCUGAAGAAAGCGGUGCAGCACUCAAAAAUAGCGGUAUAGUGGAGGAAAAAGAAAUGAUGGAAGAGGAACCAAACGACCCAACAGUUCAAAACAAGGUCAGUGAGACUGAUGGCACAAAACAAACAAAGGGUUUGCGAGGAAUGCCGAAGUCAGGACGUUGGUGGAAGGAAACACAAUCGGCCAGGUACAGUGCGCUUGUCAAAGUAAAGCCUUUGAAAUCCUCAUGGGAGAAGAAAAUGGCAGAUCGAGCUAAACAGAAACAAGUCAGACUUUUGCAACAAGAAAUACGUGAUCGAAAAGCACAAGAAAGACAAGAGAAGAUUGAACGAAGAAAAGAGCAGGAGAAACGACGGCUGGAAAACGAGAGGAAAGGAGAGGUGGUGCAGGUCAUCAAAAACACGGCUAAAUUACGAAAAGCGAAGAAGAAGCAGUUGCGUUUUAUUGAAAAGAGGGAUACAAACUAAUUACACCGUAGUUUGGACAUGUCGUUGAUGUGCACAAACACUGACAUGUUUCUGUUUCUUCCAAUUUCAUUGUUACGUUGUUAUUGUUAAGUUUUUGUGAAGCGUUUUAUAGACGAAACGAGGUUUUGUCAAGUAAGUUUGUAUAACUUCAUCUCAUGGGAUUACAACUUUUAUCUUGUUCCAGCAUUUUUUCACAGUCU